This is a messenger RNA of Pristis pectinata (smalltooth sawfish), 3607 nucleotides long. It is a transcript of the gene fuz, whose product is annotated as fuzzy planar cell polarity protein. The coding region runs from base 20 to 1267 and encodes 415 amino acids. Lineage: Eukaryota; Metazoa; Chordata; Chondrichthyes; Rhinopristiformes; Pristidae. The record is from RefSeq and is a predicted model, not a curated record. Gene Ontology annotation, biological process: non-motile cilium assembly; vesicle-mediated transport. The transcript is spliced from 11 exons.
GCAGCAUUGGCCGAACAAGAUGGCGGGUAGUGCACAGUUACUCUGCUUGGCAACCAGCAGUGGCGUGCCCCUGUACUGCAGGAGCAAGGGGGAGAGCAGGCAGCUUCCGUUCUCUGUGAUUGGUUCUCUAAAUGGAGUGCACAUGUUUGGGAGUAACCAGGACGUUCUGCUGACUAGCACCUGCACUGACGACACCAGGGUCUGUUGGAGAGUCUUCCAGGACAGCAUCACACUCAUCGUCAUGAGCUCUGAAGAAGAUGCCAGUGACCUUUACCUCAGCCGCCUGUUAGACAACGUGUUCAGUGCCAUGGUACUGGUGAUUGGCUUGGAUGAUCUGGUGAACCUCAAGAAUGUGGAGCGAUUGAAGCGAGAACUCCGGGCUUGUUACAAGUUGAUUGACAGUUUGCUGGCUGCAUCAGAUUGGAUUGGAGACCUGACGCUGUGCGUGGAUUGUGUAGUGUCUCCUGAUGCUGCAAUAUUGCAGGAAGCACUGGAAGUAUUUGUGGCUGCUGCGGAGAGCAACUUUGGGUGCCUCAUGGUCAAGGGGAAAGUGGUAGUGGCCACGGAGAAGUGGUGGCGACUGGCUGCCCAGGAGGUGGUGCUAUUGGCAUGGCUGGUUGGAUCACUGGCACCCAACUCAUCACGGGACUACCCCAUCUACUUGCCACAUGGCAGCCCUACCGUACCACACAGGCUGCUGACCUUUCAGCUGGUCCCUGGUGUGGAUGUGUGCUUGCUGUGUGGACCAACUCCAUCUUUACAGCAAGUUCAGGCAGAGUUAGUCGAACGGUUCUGGAGCCCAUUGCUUGAACCUUUAAAAACUUGUCUUCGGCUACAUCAGUGCUCUUUCCCAGCGUGCAUUCCUUUACACCACAGCAUAAUUGGUCUUCUGCUAAUAAACAGGGAACAGAACAAGAAUUUAUUCACCUUGCAGCCCCAUGGGGUCGAGAACAGCCAGCAGCAGGGAGCAAUACUCCCUCCUGAGAGAUGCAGAUCGGUUCUGCGGCAGUUUUACACUCUGGCUGUCUCUGCGUACUUUCCGGCAGAUACAAGUGAAGACAAGCCUGCUCUCCAUGAGGAAUUUCACACCGGCUUCACCCACUCACCAACGGAGUGCUACAUCGCCGCUGAGGACCACAAGUGUUACGGUAUUCAGACUCAGCAGCACCAGCUGUUCCUGACCUUCACGGCAGAUACCCCAACCUUUGCCCUGCGGAACAUUGCAACCAAAACGCUCAACUUACUGACAAAAGAAGUGCCUUUCUGAACAAGCUGGCCUUAAGCCCCUGAGAUGGAGAUGAAACAGAUAGCACCCACUUUCCAGCUCUCUCCACACCUUUCCCUAGGAGGCAUCAGCUAAGUAGACCAUCUGCCCAAGUGGUGUGGCUAUUGGAAUUGCUGAGGAGGGUGUUGGCUCAUACAGUCAGCACGCCCUGUUACUCAGAGUGGAAGAGAAUGACAUUUGCCAUGUACAUACCUCCACAAUGCUUGUGGUGUAUCGCCGGGCCCAAAAGUGGCCACAGUGAGUAUUUGUUUAAUGAUGACCCACGUUUCAGUGUAACCAGCUGUGCUGUACUUUGGACCACCUGGAGGGAGAGGGCGAACCCUGAGAGUCAAACAUCUGUGAAGUGCUGGGAAAAAGAAUGAAGGGGUUGUGGGGAGAGCACAAUGUGACUGUGCUUACUAGUAGAGGUCGAUUGCCCUCUUAAGCUUGUUCUACCAUCCAUCAAGAUCGUUACUGAUCGAUCACCAAACUUUAUACAUUCAGGCUUUCCCCUUUAUCCCUUAAUACUUUUUCAUUCAGAAAAUUCUAUCAGUCUUGGACUUAGCAUCAAUUCAUGGUUGCAGAAGAGACUUUCAAAUUCUCACGUGUGUGUGUAUAGAAAUAUUUCCCAACUUCAUUCGAGAACCCAGCUAUAGUUUUUAGACAAUGUCCCUUUAGUCCUAGAUGACUCGAACAGUGGCAAUAACUCUUCUCCGUCAACUAGCCAAAUUAUUUUGAACAGUUCACUGAACAGAGAGACUAAAUUGGCAUCUAUUGUUUAGAUGCCAGGACUAACCCAGAAUUGUUACAAGAGCAGUUUUGGAGGAAGAGAAAGACAUCCCAAAAUGAGGUUGAGAUGUGUUGUUAAAUUUAAUAAUUUUUUAAAAUCAAUUAACUGAUGAGGAUUCCUACAACAAUCUCUGAGGGGAGCUGUGCUUACAAAGCCCACCUGCCAUGAAAAGGAUGGUGUGUGCUGAUUCACUUAGAGCCCAGUCAGCUUGUCUUCCAUCAACAGGGAGUGGUGCUGGCUACUCCGUCUGACUAUCCUGAUGGCCUUCGUUGUCCUGGGUCACAGUGAGACAGCAAAUGCUUGUAGUGUUCUGCAACUGGAGAAGGUUGUUUUUUAAAAAAAACAUCUAAGUGGCAGGGUGGUUUGCUGUUACAGAAGUUUGUAGGGGCAUGUCCAAGAAGUGUAUGUAUACUGCUGAGAAUGUACCUGGGAUGAAGGUCUUAAUUCUGUUAUAAUGGCAUCGUGGGUUCUGACUUUUUCCAUUGUACCCAACCUUUUAAAGACCUACAAGAGAGCACUCUGUUGACUGUAUUUCCAGCUUCUUGCACAAUCCAUCAUUUCUAAUGAAUGGGCUGUGCAUCUAGUAUCAUCAGCAUCAAGUUCAGACGGAUACCUUAACAGCAAGGAUGCAAGAUAAGUGACUUAGCGAUCAUUCAGGAGUGUUUUUGUUUUAUUGGGACGUAAAGCACCCUAAUAACCCAUGGGACGAUUCUUAAGUCCUUAGACCAAAUGCCUUGCAUCUUGCAGGGACAGAUUGAAAAAUUGCAAGCUAGCCCGUUUUUAUCACCAUAUAAAUCCCAUAUGUGACAGAUGUAAAUCGAAUGUGGCUUCUCUGACACAUAAGUUUUGGUCCUGUCCUCUUUUGGAAAAAUAUUGGAAAGACAUUUUUAACAUUAUCUCAACUGUAUUGAGUAUUGAUUUACAACCUCCCCCUAUCACUGCAAUUUUUGGAUUACCAAGGAUAGAGUCUGGCCAUUUAUCUGCUUCCGCUAACAGUAUGAUUGCCUUUGUUACAUUAAUGGCCAAACGAUCCAUUUUGCUUAAAUGGAAGGAUCCAAUAUCCCCUACUACUUUUCAAUGGUUCUCUCAAACUAUAUCAUGUUUAAACUUGGAAAAAAAUUAGGAGUGGUACUGUUGAUCCUUCGCUUAAGUUUGAGGAAGUUUGGAGUCCAUUUAUUUAAUAUUUUCACAUGAUAUAGAUUCUCUUUCAAUAACUUUCCAAGUUAGAGGAAUGGAGUUGACGACAUAAUAUUGCUCUGUUUCUACUGAGAAAUUGCAGUCCAGUCUUUUUUUUCCAUUUUUUUCUUUUUUUAGUUUGGUUUGAUAUAUUGUUUAUAAUUUUUCUUAUUGAUUUUUUCCUUUCUUUUAUAUACAUCUUUUUCUUUCCUUUUUAUAUUAUAUUCAUUUACUGAGAGAUAGUGGGAUCUACCGAUUUUUUUUUAUAUUUUACUAUUAUUUAUGAUUAUGCCACGAUUGUUCUCCUGAUCUUUGUAUUACAUGUACAAACAUUGAUGUUAUAUAUUAAUCUAUUAAUUUGGAAACUAAUAAAAAAA